AUGGUACGUCGUCACGGAAAAUUAUCGAAAGGAUGUCAGACUUGUAGGAAACGGAAGAUCAAGUGUGACGAAGUGAUGCCAGCUUGUAAUCAAUGUUUAAAGGCUGGCUGGAAGUGUCCACAAUAUGGAGAUUCUUUGGAAAGAAUGUUUCAGUACUCAGAUGUGAGAGAUUUCGAAAGAUCUGCACAUAAUGAAGCUCUGAAAGCUAAAGAAAGGGCUUCCUGUAUCAUAUCAGGUCCACUCGCGUUCAAGUCUCAACCACCACCUAUCGUUCUUCCAAAAGAAAUCUCAAACACUAUCAAUGAUCGUGCAAUCGACUUCUUUUUAUCUACUCACAUAUUUCAGGACUCUGGUCCUGUCAAAGGAUAUUAUGAGUAUCUAUUCUUUCAUCGCAACGAUCCCAAUAUAAACCAUACACUCUACACAACCAUCACUGCAGUUUCUUUGGCUGCAUAUGCUUAUGCUUUCAAAUAUCCGUUUCUUCUUAAGAAAGCAACUCAAUACUUUGGUUACGCACUCCAUCUUGUUAAUACAGCAUUGUCAUCCAUCGAAGAGGCCACCAAGGAUUACACUAUCAUAUCCGUGGUUCUGUUCAAUACAUUUGGAGUACUGACCUGUCAAAAUUUAGAUGCCUUGGUGGAUUGUGAUAGGCAUAUAUCUGGUGCUACAUCCAUGAUAAAAUUACGUGGCUUUCGUCAAAUGGAGACUCGACAUGGACUUCAAUUGUUUCUUCAAAUGAAUUCCAUUCUUCUACAAAGUUGUAUCUGGCAUUCAUUUCGGGUUCCUGAUGAUCUGAUUGAGUUACAGAAACACGCUGCGAGUUUCCUAGAUGUAGAUGAUCCAGCCUGGAAGUUGAACGGCCUGGUUGUGGAAUUGACCACGUUUCGUGCUGAUAUAAAGGAUGGUAUACUUCAUGAAAGUUCUUCCAUAAUUAGAGCAGCUAUAGACUUGGACAUAAAGUUUUUGUCUCUUGCGAGUGAGAUGUUCAGAUCACCUCAAUGGUAUUACAAUUCGAUUCCAAUCAUAUCUACAUCAGGUACGAUAUUCGGUACAUAUUAUCAUGUAUACUCAGACCUCUGGGUUACUCAAAUUUGGAAUCAUCUUCGCACCUGUCGAAUAUUCAUUUAUGAAGAAAUUGGUAAACAAUUUAAAAAAGGACAGUUCAUAUUUCCCGUUGCCAGUAUGGAUUAUUGUCUCUGGUUUAGAACUUUACAACAAAUGAUUGAUGACAUUUGUGCAUCCCUACCUCAAUACUAUGGUGAUGAUCCCAAAGUACAUACUCCGUCAGGAUUUAGUGGCUCACCUGAUCAAAACUUCAUCACAAGUCCGCCAUCUACUAGUGUCGUUCCUCAUAUUGCUGGUACUUAUUUUCUUCUUUGGCCUCUACUUAAUUCAGGUCGGAUGACAACUUCAAACAUUCAGCGGGAUUGGAUUAUUGGUAGAUGUCGAGUUCUGGGAGAUAAGACAGGUAUCCAACAAAUGUUCACCUUGGCAGAUGUUUUGGAGAAGAGAGAGAUGUUUCCCGUGUAUGAAAGCUGCUUAGCACAGAAUAUAUGA
Molecule: messenger RNA, 1557 nt
Organism: Botrytis byssoidea
Lineage: Eukaryota; Fungi; Ascomycota; Leotiomycetes; Helotiales; Sclerotiniaceae
Exons: 3
Coding region: 1-1557 (518 amino acids)
Biological process (GO): regulation of DNA-templated transcription
Molecular function (GO): zinc ion binding; DNA-binding transcription factor activity, RNA polymerase II-specific
Source: RefSeq, a predicted model, not a curated record